AUGUCGAUCGAAGAACGUGAGAGGAGGGUCUUGGAGGAUGUGGCCAGGAUCCAGAAUAACCUGGUGAAUCUGAUCAUUAAGAAGAGCAAGCCAAGGCAGCUGUCGGAAUCGGUCCGUGAGAAGGAAGAAGUCUUCACGACUAUCAUCAAGGAACUCACGGCUCAGAGGGAGUGUUUCAAUCGACUGCUACCAUCCAGUGUAUCCGAUGACUCCUCCGACACUUCAGGGAGGAGUGAUGGGAGCUCAAGUCACCUUACUGUUGCUGACACUGGAGGAGCUUUGGCAGCCGACUUGUUGAAGGGGGUCGGGGCCCUGAGGGAAGCGGAUAGAGCAGAAACCACUUGCAAGAGGAAGUGGACUGCACUACUCACGGAGCUGCGAGCACAGCAGCAGAAUAUCAAGGUGCUCCGACGAGCUGUGGACGACAAGCUGAGUACGCCCAUCGUUGACGCUCUCGAGAGAUUGAGGGCAGAUCUGAGCCCGGUCAUUGGCGAGGAGGAUGGAGGUCGAUCCCUCAGGGUGAUCCUUGAGGCGCUAGAGGCUGCAGAUCGACAACAUCGGACGAUGCAAAAGAGGCUCAUUCAAAUCACUGCCAAAUACGAAGCUGUAAGAGGAUCACUGAAGUCGAUUCAGGAUACCGCAGAUGAGGAGAAGGAAGCACUACGAGACGCCUUGAUUGAAGCGCGAACUGGCGGCGGAGCGAUGCGCGUGGCUGAGCUCAACGGAGCACUCAAACACGCGGGAGAGCGAUGUGCAGCGGCACUGGAGGAGAACAAGGGGCUUAGGGCCACGCUGAGGGACCUUGUGGGCCUGGUCAGUGAGGACAAGGUCCCUGACCUCGUGCGGAGGUAUCUUGAUGGGAAGGAGUCGGCAGCAGUUGACGAGGAAGCCCCCGUUGGAAAUGCUCGGGUGCAGAUCCUUGAGGAUGAAGCCUUGAAAGCUACAGAGGAGUUGAGGGCGGCUGAGAGGACCAUCAAAGAUCAGAGUGUGUACCUGGCCACUCCUGAGGCUAGCACUUCUCCGUCAGACGAGAGGAUUGAAUCCCUGCUGGUUGCUGUCGGCCAGAGACAGUCGGAUCGCCGCUCUCGAGCUGGAGGUCCGGACCUUACGGCGCGAGUUGGGCGACCAGAGUCGAGAUUAUGGAAAGACGGUAAGCGUAAGCGGAUGAACUCCGUAUUACAGAUGCCUUGUUCACUCCCCUUUACUAUUGAUAAGCAUCUUCGACCUGUGGGUAUCCCCCAUCAGAUCGAAAGAGUGUUGACGAGCGAGCCUCCGUCCUCUACGCGGGUUGGAGAUGUAUUGCAAUUGUAUCGUCAAGAGCAGCGAGAGGGCCCUGAAGCUGCAGAGCCGGCUAUAGCGCGCACUGAUGAUGAACCUGGACCGCCACUGAAGGGAAGGCAAGACGAGACGGUAGGGAUGCAGAUUGAUCGAGAGCUCCAGAAGGAAUGCCGUGCUGAGAGCAUCCCGGGCAGCGGCGUGUAUGAGGAUGACGAUGGAAUCAGUUGCCUCUUCGACAAGCGCACGGAGUCUGAUGCCUUCGAGUGA
This is a messenger RNA of Perkinsus marinus ATCC 50983, 1545 nucleotides long. RefSeq lists its product as hypothetical. NCBI's taxonomy places the organism in Eukaryota, Perkinsozoa, Perkinsida, Perkinsidae. Bases 1 to 1545 code for a protein of 514 amino acids. The record is from RefSeq and is a predicted model, not a curated record. The transcript is spliced from 15 exons.